Molecule: messenger RNA, 2634 nt
Organism: Lactuca saligna
Lineage: Eukaryota; Viridiplantae; Streptophyta; Magnoliopsida; Asterales; Asteraceae
Source: the annotation of a GenBank genome assembly
GUUUGAUAAUAUAUGGAUGUUGAUAACCUUGGAAAAAGUGGAAACAAACGAACUAAUUUGAUCUAACAAAGACCUCUCUAAUUGCAUUCAACUUGUUUUGCAGCCUACACGCACAUACCUGGCGACUAACAGUCCAAAACUAAAAGCGGACUUCCCAAUCUAAAGCAUACACCACCAUAACAAAACUAACCACCUACUCGAAAUCAACCCAACAGAUUCAUCCACAAGAAGAGUGGGAGAUAGAUCGGUCCCAAAAUGAUGUCCGACGGCGUUGAAGACGAAGAGAAAUGGCUCACAGCUGGCAUCGCCGGCCUUCAACAGAACGCCUUCUACAUGCAUCGCGCUUUGGAUUCGAAUAAUAUAAAGGAUGCGUUGAAAUACUCUGCUCAGAUGCUAUCGGAGCUUCGUACUUCGAGGCUUUCCCCUCACAAAUACUACGAGCUCUAUAUGAGGGCAUUUGAUGAAUUGAGGAAGCUGGAGAUCUUUUUCAAGGAGGAGAGUAAGCGUAGUUGCUCGAUUAUUGAGCUGUAUGAACUUGUGCAGCAUGCAGGCAACAUAUUGCCGAGACUGUAUCUACUUUGUACAGUAGGAUCUGUGUACAUUAGGUCAAAGGAGGCUCCUGCUAAGGACAUUUUAAAAGAUCUUGUUGAGAUGUGUCGUGGUAUCCAACAUCCUCUUCGUGGACUCUUUCUAAGAAGUUAUCUUUCUCAAGUCAGUAGAGAUAAGUUACCUGAUAUAGGUUCCGAGUAUGAGGGGGAUGAAAACACUGUUAUGGAUGCUGUUGAGUUUGUUCUUCAAAACUUCACAGAGAUGAACAAAUUGUGGGUCCGAAUGCAACACCAAGGACCUGCUAGGGAGAAGGAGAAACGUGAAAAGGAGAGGAACGAGCUUCGUGAUCUUGUUGGAAAGAAUCUACAUGUUCUCAGUCAAAUUGAAGGCAUUGACCUAGAGCUCUACAGAGACACUGUUCUUCCUAGAAUCUUGGAACAGGUUGUGAAUUGCAAAGAUGAUCUUGCUCAAUAUUACUUAAUGGAUUGUAUAAUUCAAGUCUUUCCUGAUGAGUAUCAUUUACAGACUCUUGAAACAUUAUUGGGUGCUUGUCCUCAGCUUCAGCCUUCAGUUGACAUUAAAACAGUUCUUUCUGGUUUAAUGGAAAGGCUUUCUAACUAUGCUGCAUCAAGCAUUGAGGUUUUACCAGAAUUUGUCCAAGUAGAAGCUUUUGCAAAGCUGAACAACGCCAUAGGUCAGGUGAUUGAAGCACAACCAGAUAUGCCUGUUUUUGGAGCUGUUACUUUAUAUUCAUCUCUUCUUACAUUCACACUCCAUGUCCACCCUGAUCGACUUGACUAUGUGGAUCAAAUAUUGGGUGCAUGUGUAAGCAAAAUUGCUGGAAAAGGGAAGCUGGAAGGAAAAGCCACAAAGCAGAUUGUUGCACUUUUAAGUGCUCCAUUGGAGAAAUAUAAUGAUAUAGACACUGCAUUAAAGCUUUCAAAUUAUCCUCUAGUUAUGGAGUAUUUAGAUGAUAGCACUAAUAAAGUCAUGUCUAAUGUUAUAAUCCAAAGCAUCAUGAAAAACAAGACUCACAUAUCAACUGCUGAAAAGGUUGGGGCUUUAUUUGAACUAAUAAAAGGGCUCAUUAAAGAUUUGGAUGGCGAUGAUAAUGACGAGAUGGAUGAGGAGGACUUUAAGGAAGAGCAGAAUUCUGUUGCACGUUUAAUUCAAAUGUUGUAUAACAGUGAUCCACAAGAGAUGUUGAAGAUUAUAUGUAUGGUGAAGAAGCAUAUCAUGACUGGAGGACCCAAGCGACUUCCUUUCACAAUUCCUCCACUUAUAUACAACGCUCUCAAGUUGGUACGGCGAGUACAAAGUCAGGAUGAGAAUGGUAGUGAAGACGAGACAUCAUCAGCCACACCAAAAAAAAUAUUUCAAAUGUUGAAUCAGACAAUUGAGGUUUUAUCAAUGGUUCCAGCACCUGACCUUGCAUUAAGGUUAUAUUUGGAAUGUGCUGAGGCUGCAAAUGACUGUGAUCUAGAACCUGUAGCAUAUGAAUUUUUCACCCAAGCAUAUAUAUUAUACGAAGAAGAAAUUUCGGAUUCCAAAGCACAGGUAACAGCACUAUAUCUGAUUAUAGGGACACUUCAAAGGAUGCACACCUUUGGGGUUGAAAACAGGGAUACCUUAACCCACAAGGCCACAGGGUAUUCAGCAAAGCUGUUGAAGAAGCCAGAUCAGUGUAGGGCUGUUUAUGCUUGUUCGCAUCUGUUUUGGGUUGAUGAUCAAGACGGAAUCAAGGAUGGCGAGAGAGUAUUGCUUUGCUUAAAGCGUGCGUUAAGGAUUGCAAAUGCUGCUCAACAAAUGGCAAAUGUGACGAAAGGUAGCGGUGGAUCGGUGAUGCUGUUUAUUGAGAUUCUAAACAAGUAUUUGUAUUUUUUUGAGAAGGGAAACACACAGAUCAGUGUUGCAUCGAUUCAAGGGCUGAUUGAAUUGGUAACAAGUGAGAUGCAAAGUGAUAGUAGAAGCACAUCGGAUCCAGCUGCUGAUGCUUUUUUUGCGAGUACAAUCCGCUACAUUCAGUCACAGAAGGAUAAGGGUGGAGCAACAGGGGACAAAUUUCAGGCAAUUAAGGAUGUGUAA